CUUUUUCUCUAAUGAUUUAUUAUACCUUGAACAUAUAAAGGAUUCAUUAUAGAAAACAAAUAGGCCAAUGACAGAAUACAAAGUGAAAAUAAAAGUCAAUGGAAUGACAUGCAAUCAUUGUGUGGAAAGCGUGACAAAAGCACUACAGAAUAUCCCGGAAAUCAUCAGUGAUACUGUGGAUGUUGAUUUAAACAAUGCAAUAGCUAUAUUUCAAUUCAGAGAAACUAGGAACCGACCCGAGAGUGACCUCAAGCGUAUGCUGUCCGAGACAAUCGAGGAUUUGGGCUAUGAUUCAGGUACACCUGAAUUGGUACAUGAUUCACCUUGUCAAGAAAAUACACAUAAGGAUGGUUUCCUUUAUGUCACUGUGUCUAUUGGCGGAAUGACUUGCUCGCACUGUACAAGUACUAUUACCAAUGCUCUUCAGGCAUUACCCUCAAUUGAUCCGGAUUCAGUUCAUGUAUCACUUGACCAAGAGCAAGCUACCAUGGUGUUUCCCAAAAAGAACAGCUGUACCGUCACAGAGGCAUCACUGAAAGACACAAUUGAAGACUUGGGCUAUAAUGUCCAUGAAGUGACUUUUGAAGAAAGAGAAAUGGAUACAGACACCACAUAUGAUGAAGCAAGUUCCGUACUGUUCUCGCUCUCUGGUAUGACAUGUGGACAUUGUGUAAAGACAGUAACCGAUGCAUUGAAAUCCUUACCUGGUGUCCUGCAAGAUUCAGUAGAUGUUAGCCUGGAAAAACGUCAAGCAUGGUUCAGAUUUACGGGUGACUCGCUUACAAGCGAUAUGAUCGAACAAGUUGUUGAAGACCUGGGUUAUGGCGUAACCAGCCGUCCUCAUAUCACCAAGGCAUCUACUGGCUCUCGUUUGUCAAAGGUAUCUACUUUGGGCUCUUCGACAGUCUAUAGUGUAGAAAAGGAACCAAUACAAGAAAAGAAAAAGGUCGUGAUGCGUGUCCUGGGUAUGACUUGCCAGUCUUGCGUUAUGUCGGUGACUGAUGCCCUAAAGAGCGAACUGCCUGAUGUAGAACCCAAUUCUGUUUAUGUAAACCUUCAGACUGAAAUGGUCAUGUUUAUUUGCACCAAACCUGAUAAAGAUCAAAUCCAGACAGUAGUUGAGGAUAGAGGCUUUAUUGUUGAAAACAUUCAGAUCAUUCAAAAUUUGAUUCCUCCUGCUCCCAUUGUUGCCACUAACUCGGAUACCAUGGGCUCCAAAGGUUCGGUCUUAUCGUUGGGAUCUGUUCUGGUGGAUGAGUUAUCUCAAUCAAUUGUAACCAAAGUCACCUUUCAAAUUUCAGGCAUGACAUGUUCAAGUUGUGUUCGGACGAUCGAAAGAGGGCUUGAAAAACUACCUGGUGUUGACACGGCAACAGUUCAAGUCAACCUCCUGACUCAAACUGGAACUUUUUCAACCAAGAAUGCCUCAUUGGAUGAGAAAACAGUGACAAAAGCUAUUGAUGAUUUGGGAUAUACUGCAAGUAAAGUUGUGUUUACUACACAAGAGAAGCUUGUUUCAAACAAGGACACGGUGUCUCAGUCCGGCUAUAGAGCAGAAAUGAUCAUCACAGGAAUGCAUUGUCCCAAGUGUAUCGAGAAGGUCCAUUCCUCUCUAAUAAAGUUAUAUGGCAUCAAGACGGACUCUAUCCAAAUCGAUCUCAAGAAUGGUCAUACAAGCUUUGAAUUCACUGGCGAGUUUAUCACUCGUCAAAGGACUCGUCAAGCCAUCAUCCAACUUGGUUUUUCUGCUGAAAGUAUCACCAUUACAAAAACCUCUGGCACAAGUCCUGACACAAAUACAGUAACGGAUCAAAAAGAUGUGGUUUCAACACAUCUUGUAGUCACAGGUAUGACAUGCUCUUCUUGCGUGGCCAAUAUUGAACGAACCUUGAUGAAACUGAACGGUGUGGUCAGCUGCCAUGUCAAUCUUCUGGCCAAAUCUGCCGUAAUCCAGCAUAACCCAGACAUUAUUGGUGCUCGUAGCUUGGCACAGAUGGUGGAACAGAUUGGAUAUAAAGCUGAGCUCGCCCAAAACGCUCAUGGUGAAACAUUAGAAGAACAGCGGGCUUCCAUGAAAGAGGCAAUGGAUCAUGAAAUUCAUGAAUUACGAUCAAGGUUUUUAUGGUCCUUAUUAUUUGCUAUACCCGUUAUUCUGAUUGCCAUGAUCUUCUUAAUGGCUCUGCCUUCUUUCAAUCACAUCAGGAUGAGCCUGAUGAAAGAAAUUACGCAUGGUUUGACCGUUGCGGAUUUGGUUCUCUUUUUGUUGGCUACUCCUGUACAGUUCUGGUUAGGGAAGUCAUUUUAUAUCAAAGCAUAUAAAUCCCUUGUAUAUGCUCGAACGGCUAAUAUGGAAACUUUGGUUGCUAUGGGUACAUCUGUUGCUUAUAUAGCCUCUGUUGCUUCUGUGAUUGCUGCUAUGGUACGUCCUAACUCGGGAUCAAUGAGCAUGAAUUACUUUGAAACCUCGGUUCUAUUGAUCACCUUUAUUCAUCUUGGAAAAUGGUUGGAGGCUUUGGCUAAAGGAAAGACUGCGGAAACGAUCACAAAGCUGAUGGAUCUUCAGCCCGAAAAGGCCAUCCUGGUAGAAACCACAGAGGAUGCAUCUGAUAAACAAGACUCUGAACAGAGCCAAUUUAUAGAAAAAGAGAUUGCUUGUAAAGAUAUACAAGUUGGCGACAUUUUAAAAGUGAACGCUGGUGGACGUAUUCCAUGUGACGGAAAAGUAUGGAAAGGCUCUUCUUCUACUGACGAAUCCAUGAUCACAGGUGAAUCUGUGCCUGUAAACAAGAAGGAAGGUGAUACCGUCAUCUCUGCCACGAUCAACUUGAAUGCACCCAUCUACAUCCGUGCCAUCCGUGUAGGUUCAGACACUACCCUUUCUCGUAUCAUUCAGCUUGUUCAAGAUGCACAGGCUUCUCCAAAGGCGCCCAUUGAGCAGCUGGCAGAUAGCAUUUCUAGCGUGUUUGUUCCUAUUGUCAUUGCAUUGGCUAUCAUUGUGUUUAUUGUUUGGGAAAUAGCUAGUGUAAAGAACCUGUAUCCUGACGCAUGGGUGCCUGAGGGCGAAAGCAAGACCAUCUUUUCUGUAAUGCUAGCUGUAUCUGUGCUUGUCAUUGCCUGUCCUUGUGGUCUAGGCUUGGCCAGUCCAACAGCUGUCAUGGUUGGAACGGGAGUUGCUGCUCAUUAUGGUGUACUUGUCAAAGGCGGAGGCUAUGCCUUGGAAAUGGCCAACCGUAUCACCACGAUUGCUUUUGACAAGACAGGUACCCUGACCAUGGGCAAGCCUGUGGUGACAAACAGUUGGAUUGAUCGUACGGGACAUACAGACGAAAAUGCUCAGCGUAUCGGGGUCUGGAAGAUUUUGGGUCGUGUCAGUUCAGCAAGUAGCCAUCCACUCUCAAAGGCAAUUGAAAAGAAGGCGCGAUCCAUAAUUUACAAAUUAGAAAGCAAUCCUAAAGUACUAGACAGUGAGCUCAGUGACAUCAAUUAUGAGAACGGCGAGACAAGUGAUACAGACAGAUCAGAUCCUUUUGAAGGCGUGACAAUUACUAAUGUACAAGAGGUACCUGGCCGAGGUUUACUGGCUACCAUGACUGUCUCUGAAGAUAUUUCCGACUGUCUUCCUGGACAGCUCAAACAGACGCGUGCUCUCAAUGUGUACUUGGGAAAUCAAGAAUGGAUGGAUGAAAAUCAUGCAAGAUAUCAAAACGCUAGGCAAGCCAAGAUGUGCACUCAGUUGUUAACCGAAUGGCAAGAUCUGGGUCAGUCCAUUGUACUUGUAGCUGCAUCACCCAUUAUGAAUGGCUCUGAAGACGAUGAACAACUCGAUAGUCACCGUGAAGGAUGUAAUAAUGCCUGUGCAUGUGCGGUGUGUCGGUGUAGUACCAACUCAGUAUGCUGUACUGCUUCAAAGACACUAAUGAUAUCCCAACUCGCUAUUGCUGAUAUACCAAGACCUGAAGCCCCUGCGGUUGUGGCUGAAUUAAGAAAACGAAAUAUUGAUGUCUGGAUGAUAACAGGCGACAACGAGCGUACAGGUCGUGUGAUUGGCGCAAAGUUGGGUAUACCCAGUGAAUUCGUGCUAGCAGGUGUCAAACCGGAACAAAAGGCGGACAAGAUCCGUAAUUUGCAAAGGCGCGGUAUUCGAGAAGGCUCGGUGGAUAGCACGAAGCACAUUUGGAAAAAACAUGGAAGGCCAACAAAGCCGGCCGUUGUCGCGAUGGUCGGUGAUGGUAUUAAUGACUCCCCUGCUUUGGCACAAUCGGAUGUUGGUAUCUCUGUUGGUUCCGCAACGGACAUUGCUAUUGAAGCAGCAAGUAUUGUCCUUAUCAAAGAUAAUCUCAUGGAUCUUCUCACAAUAUUGAACUUUUUGUGGGCCUUUAUCUAUAAUGUGGUAGCUAUCCCUGUUGCCGCAGGUAUUUUUUACCCUAUUGCCGGACAAGGAUUACCACCCUACAUCGCGGGUAUCGCCAUGGUGGCUUCAAGUAUUACCGUGGGCACCAAAAAUCGUAAUAGACUCUCAUCAAAUUAA
Rhizopus microsporus ATCC 52813 is the source of this 4528-nucleotide messenger RNA. Its product is annotated as heavy metal translocatin. The coding region runs from base 68 to 4528 and encodes 1486 amino acids. The record is from RefSeq and is a predicted model, not a curated record. Lineage: Eukaryota; Fungi; Mucoromycota; Mucoromycetes; Mucorales; Rhizopodaceae. Gene Ontology annotation, molecular function: copper ion binding; P-type divalent copper transporter activity; ATP binding. Gene Ontology annotation, biological process: monoatomic cation transport; copper ion homeostasis. Gene Ontology annotation, cellular component: membrane. The transcript is spliced from 7 exons.